AUGGAAAGUGACGCUUCGUCGAACACAGGUGUUUUCAUACCUGUCCCACUGGAUUCUGAAGUCUUUCAAAACAGUAUUUUGUUACCACUUCAAAGUGCGUAUUUGUUUGAGGAAUCGAGCCAUUCUUUCAGAUACACAUCUGCUUUUCUGAUCAAGAAUGCGGCAUUAGAAAACAGGUACAAUGCCUGUCGAGAGAAAAGAGUCGAACAAGGCUAUUUGGACACAGAAUUGAAGGAAACCUACGGGUUUUUAUUGUUUGAUGAAUUGAGCAAGGCAAAAUCAAUUGGAGAUACUGGCGUACUAGCUGAAAAUGGGACAUGUACAACUUUGGGAGAUCCCACAAAGGGUGUAUAUCUGUCAAUGUACUCUGACUGUUUGGAUCAAAAUUGUUGGUACCAUGGGAAGUCAGGGUACAUUGUAGUUGUAAAGAUUACAAAGGGAAGAGUUGCAAAAGUUUCUGAAAACUACACGCAAAAUCUAACUGUGCCCACCGUGGGGUUUGAUUGCCAUGUUUCUGAACAGCUACAAUCAGUCUCUUCAAAAACAAGUUCAUUUCUGUCAUUCGAAAGAACACAGUACUACAUAUAUGAGCUGCUUGACAAUGGAAGUACUGCCCCAUCUCCCAGCCUUGCUUGUCCAUAUGCAGUUGUAGCAUUUUCAUACACUGAUAACAAAGGAACACUUGCAACUCAACAGGAAAGUUGCAACAACAUCAAUUUUGCUUGUCUAUAUUCACCAUGGACAGGAAAACUUCAAGUAGAUGCCCUAACAUUCAAUAUUGGAAUCAGAUCAACAGCAGCUGUCUUACCUUGGGCAAAAUUGCCACCAAUAAUUAAUGUUGAAUGGGUCAUUUCUAUGUUAAUUAUCAGAAAACUGCUGCCAAAAGACAUUUUUGAAACUACUAUUAAUGGACAAGGUUCUAUAAAAUUUCCUCUCGAACACAUAUACUGCAGUUUGUGUGAAGUAGUUGCUUUAAACUUGGAGGAAAUAGAUCAACUGACAUCUCUCUUGCUGGAAAUAAAAAAACAAGAUGUUGCACUUAUUAUUCCAUUAUCAGAUAGGGGUUUUCUGAUCUUAAUUCAUGAUUCAAAUUUUAUCUCAAAUGAUAAAGAUACUGUCAUACCUACAAAUAAAUCCCUGCAAGGUGUUUUUGUAUUCCCAGAGUCACAUAUUAUCCAGAAAGACACAAAUAAAAUGAAUCAACGCUUCCCAGCAGAUGCAAUGAGUAUCUUGCCUAUGCUAAUCUAUGCUGAAGGAGCAAUUGAGAAAGCAAGCCAUACAUCAGACAAGGAUCUCUGUGACAUAAUUGUGCAGCAUAUGCAAAGUUACGCCACGCUGAUGAAUCCGGGCCGUCUUCGCAGCCCAUUUCGAGAGAGUAAGAAAGAAAUGGUGGUUGCAUUUUCAAACCCCGACUUGCUAUGA
Molecule: messenger RNA, 1422 nt
Organism: Knipowitschia caucasica
Lineage: Eukaryota; Metazoa; Chordata; Actinopteri; Gobiiformes; Gobiidae
Source: the annotation of a GenBank genome assembly